This is a messenger RNA of Polyodon spathula (Mississippi paddlefish), 1444 nucleotides long. RefSeq names its product low-density lipoprotein receptor class A domain-containing protein 2-like. Bases 295 to 1398 code for a protein of 367 amino acids. The record is from RefSeq and is a predicted model, not a curated record. Gene Ontology annotation, molecular function: protein binding. The transcript is spliced from 5 exons. NCBI's taxonomy places the organism in Eukaryota, Metazoa, Chordata, Actinopteri, Acipenseriformes, Polyodontidae.
AUAGACGAAACAAAGAAGGCCAAGAGGGGAACAAAAACCAGGAUGACGAGUGACCGUGCACAGACCCUCGGAAACAUCGGCGGAAAACAAACCUUGGUCUCAAAUUCUGAAAUUCCUCUCCGAUAUGUCCGUCUCCAUGUUGAAAGUGUAAGAGAGAUAUUUGAAGUUUGCUUGCGUGCAGCUCUAGGAGGGAUCUGGGCUCCAUAGUGACACAGCUGUUACAGUUUUAAGGGAAUCCCUGUGUUCAGUGCCCAGCACUGACUAUCUUGAAAGGCACAUUAAAGGAAUGUUAAAAUGGCCAACAAGGGGAAACGUUUUCAGCUUCUGUCAAAAGUAUUUGUUCUGCUAAACUUUAUGACACUGCAGGUCCAUACCAUAGAAACAGUGAACCUUGUGGACUUCUGUGGGCAGACCAUCCGGAGGGAUGGGAUGAUCGUCAACUCUCACCGUGAGUCGCGCAAGUACUACUUUGUCACCAUGGGAACGGACUGCCACCUCACCAUGCAGGCCACCUCACCCAAGGACAAAGUGCAGUUCUACUUCCGCUUCUUCCUGGUGUACAGCUUGCUGCGGGUCAACCAGCCCACCACCCAACCACAGCCCAGCCCCAGCAUGGCCCUUCUAACCGCAAACCCCAGCAAGAGGCCUCCCACCUUGCCCACCCCAGCGGAGGAGGCCGCAGACCCAUGUCACCUUGGUUCUUAUGUGCAAUUCUACGACGGGAAAGACAGGAACGCGCAGCCUAUUGGCGCUCCUCUGUGUGGUAAAAGCCUCCCCAGGCCCAUUUUGUCCACCGGGAACUAUCUGACACUCAGGCUUGUGACACGGGGACAGCAACCAAGGGUGGACUUUGUGGGCGAUUUUACAUCAUUUAGACUAGGGUUUAACCAGUCCGAGUGCAGUGGCGAGCCUUAUUUCCCGUGCCACAAUGGGAAAUGCAUACCCAUGAGUCUGGUUUGUGAUGGUAAAGACAUAGAUAACUGUGGAGACGGCAGUGACCAGUCAUCUCUCCUGCCAGCUAAAUGCAAAGGUACCUUCUCCACAGACCCUGAGAAACUUGAUGCAAUGACCAGAACCCCACCCUCUUCCCCUACCAGCCAAACCUGCAGCACCCAGUCUCACGGCAACAUGCCCCAGCCCGAUACCAUCACAGAUAAUAAAAGGCAUGUGUCUCUGCUGGCCCUCUACAUCGCUCUGGGGGUGAUCGGGGGCGGGUUGCUGCUCUUCUGGUGCUGCUGGUCUCCUGGCUGGUUUGUGUGGAGAGUGAGCGCGUGCAGACUCAUGCCAUGCUGUAACUCCUUCUGCGCCUCCUGUCAGCUCUGCACACAAAGCUGCUCACGCAAGGACCACCGCCUGGCCAAAGUAACACCACAGAGCACUGCCACCAUCGCCAUGUAACACCAGCAGGCCCUCUGCAGGGAAUAAGAACCAACACAAUGCCUGU